Molecule: messenger RNA, 858 nt
Organism: Lolium perenne
Lineage: Eukaryota; Viridiplantae; Streptophyta; Magnoliopsida; Poales; Poaceae
Source: RefSeq, a predicted model, not a curated record
CAAGCCUCCUGCUUAAGCACAGCUAGCAAGUUGCAAAGUAGUAUAGCACCAUAGCUGGUUAUUGUUUACUUCGCUCUGCUUUUGCUUUGGUCGCCGGAAUACUGAGAAAGAAAAUAUGAGGACGCAGAUGGUGAUCAGGAUGCACAUCAGCUCUGACAAGGGCUAUUCCAAAGCUAUCAAGGUGGCAGCUGCAGUCACCGGUGUUGAGUCCGUGACGAUCACGGGCGAGGACAGGAACCUACUGCUGGUGAUCGGCGCCGGGAUCGACUCAAACCGCAUCACCGAAAAGCUGCGCCGCAAGGUCGGCAAAGCGGAGGUGGUGGAGCUGCGCACAGUCGACCACCACUAUGGAUCAAACCACCCCGGCGACCACCAUCCGUACCGCUACCACCCGAACCAGAGCCUGUACAAGCACGAGGCCGCGCUCGACCUCCACUACUACACCGAGGGCUACCAGAACGCGGCCGGGACGUACGGACAUGACUACUACGGCGGCGGUGGUGGCUACCAGGGCCACCAGUACAAGCAGCACAACUACUAUGCCUAUGCGCCGACGCCGGGGAACACCCACACGGUGGUACACCACGGCCACGGGUACUCGGACGAUCCCAACAGCUGCUCCAUCAUGUAGCAGCAGCGCGUGAAAUGAAAACGUAUUGUAGUUUAGUAUGUUGAUUGGAGAAUCGGGCUGUAGUGCUUGUGUCAGCACUCAGUAGUUAGCUUCCAUGUUCAUGUAAUUACUCUACAUCUAUCAAAUCAGCUAGCAGACCUGCGUGCGUUUCAUGGAUAUAUCAAUGUGAAUAUAUCAGUAUAUCCGUGACAAACUUCUCUCAUAUGCAGAAGUAGGUUUAUACAUGU